Messenger RNA from Salmo salar (Atlantic salmon), 3040 nucleotides. RefSeq names its product Krueppel-like factor 9. The record is from RefSeq and is a predicted model, not a curated record. Gene Ontology annotation, molecular function: RNA polymerase II cis-regulatory region sequence-specific DNA binding; DNA-binding transcription factor activity, RNA polymerase II-specific. Gene Ontology annotation, biological process: regulation of transcription by RNA polymerase II. NCBI's taxonomy places the organism in Eukaryota, Metazoa, Chordata, Actinopteri, Salmoniformes, Salmonidae.
CAGAUGAGUAUGCCAUAAUUGUAACAGAGAAAUGAAUUAUCAGAAACUCAAGUAGAGCAACAUUGUUUUAAAUUAGUAAGUUCCCUUGAGAGUAAAAUGACAAACCACUGAAACAUAAUGAAGACACGCUGUGGUUAUAAUAGGCUAUGUAAGGUCAGUUAAUUCAAAUGUAGCCUAUAGCUUGUGUUAGUAAAUUAAAAUAGAACGAUUAUUAGGCUAUUCACUGAGUGAACAAAACAUUUCGGUACAUCUUCCUAAUAUUGAAUUGCACCUCCUUUUGCUAUAAGGGACCAUAGCUUUCAACUGGUCAGUCUCUCAUGGAAAGGGAAGGUGUUCCUAAUGUUUUGUACACUCAGUGUAUAACCCUGAGCUAAGAAAAUAACCCCAAAAGUUCAAAGUAGGCUACAGUUCGGGAUUUGGGAAGCUGUUCAAUAGUAUUGUAGUGACCUUAACACAACACCUAGUGACCUCGUCAAGAGGUUCGGCCUCGAAUUCGCUACAGUAUUUAUAAUUCUUGAUAUUUUCCCAUUGAUUCUUGAAGAAUAUAAUCCAUAAAUGCCUCACGAGUUUAGCACAAAACAGGGUCAGAACUAUGUCGACGUCAUGGAUCUAGUCAGUCCUUGCAUCUUGAGCGCUGGAUAUUCCCAAAUAAAUGUCACUUUUUAAUUGUCAUGUGAGGCUAUAGGCUACGCUGGAAAAAAUGUAAGGGAAAAAAUAUUCGUUUUUGUCAAAGAGACGUGUUCGGUGCUGAAGAAAUGUGUUACGGAAAUGAGCUAGAGGAAUUGUGUUGCAAUGCGCCUUGCCUUAACCCUUGAAAAAGAACACUCGCGCAGUCUGGUCAACAAUGAUGUGUGGCAUGACAGAAACAGUCCCCCUUUUCAUAUUGUUCAUCCAGUGAUUGGCCCACCAUCCCUUCCAUCAAUGAAUAUGAACGAGCUAUUCCAAGUAGUGUAUACAAAAAAUACGUCACUUCUACUCGUAGCCAAUUGCAGCCCUGUUUUAUUAUGACACCCUGGGAUUCCGCGAAUUUGUUUCUUGGAGUUGGGAACAGCUUCAUGCUGUAAAGUAGGACAAGUUGACGCAUUUGCGAGGAGAGAAAGAAGACAGCAGAACCUACAACACUAUUCCAGGACCGUAUUUAUUAUUUACAGGCUACAGAGAAGUAAAUCAAACAUAAAGAUAAUUAUCUAGUCAGUAGCCUAGUUACCAAAGAGCGUUUAUUUGAUCAGUUUCUGUAAAAUAGUAUUAUUUUGAGACACAAAGAAGACGCAUGUGGAACUGAAAACCACAUGUUUCCUGAAAUCUCUGUGAUGUGAAGAUAACCCACUUGAUAAAUUACAAGGAGCGUCAAUUUAUCAAAGGCGAAAAUAUCAGCAUCCGUUUAGGGAACAUAUUUUUGUUACCGGUUAAAUAAAUAAAGGCUUCGGCAAUGUCGGAGGUUGAUCUCGCUGCCGAGUGUUUAGUCUCCAUCGCAAACCGCCGCCCACCGGAGGACCGCUGUCCCGAUGCCAAACCGAAAGAAGACAUGUCGAAAGAGAACCAAGAAAAUAGGACUUUGUUAAUGGUGGCGAUGAUUUUGCUCGACCUGAACAAAUGUAACCAGAUAACACGCAGUGAGACAUGUGGUGGGGGUAGUAGAUGUCUGGGCCAAAGUGAUGCCAACAGCAUGGUUAACGAAUCCCUGUGUGGUCACAGGGUGAGCGGGGACACUGCAAGGGCGCCACAUUCCUCGACAGAAAAGCAGUCACGGAACAAGAAGGCUGUGAUUGUGCAUGUGUCCUCAGAGAAGAGACAUUGUUGCCCGUUCAGCGGCUGUGGGAAGAUGUAUGGCAAGUCUUCCCACCUUAAAGCCCACCUUAGAGUGCACACUGGUGAGAGGCCAUUCCAGUGUACCUGGCCAGACUGCACUAAGAGGUUUUCUCGUUCAGACGAGUUGACACGCCACUACCGAACACAUACGGGGGAGAAGCGCUUCACCUGCCCACUAUGUGACAAGUGUUUCAUGAGGAGUGAUCAUCUGACCAAACACGCCCGCCGCCACGCAGGCUUUCACCCCAGCAUGCUUCAGGGCCCCACAGUCAGAAGAAGCCGCUCCUCCACCUCCUUCUCCUCCUGCGACUCUGGAGACCAGAGCCCUACUGAGGUGUGAGACACACAGGCACAACCAAAAUACACUACAGGGAGGUGGAAGUAGGCUAGUUACUUUAUAUACCCAAUAACAAACACAAAUACAUUUUUUAGCAAAAUGUUAUGAAAAUGUUUUAUCUACUGUGGGCCCAGUGCCCGAUUGAACAUGACCCUGUUUGUUUUCUGUUUGGUAAUAACUGGCCUCUAGUGACCCCUAGUGGUAUGAGCAAUAUUAUCACUGGAAUGACAAAAGCGGUAUAAAUCGUCGAGCCAUUCACUUUCUUCGCAUAAUAUUUCAUUUCCUCUUUCUACAAGGAAUGCUGUACAUUAAGUACAUCAAGUAGCAGUGUAAUAAUAUAUGUGAAGUAUGUCCAAAACAAUUCUUUGGACAUAUAUUUUGUUUUUACACUACCAGACAAUGAGAGGCCUUAUGUAUUAAAGUGCUCCAUAAUGUAAUAGUAUAAAUCACCUUGGUAGUUGUGUGUGUGUGCUAGUAGUUGAUAUUGAAUUGCCUAAAUUAUGGUUAUGUUAUAACACAAAGCAGUGCAGUGACGGGUUACUUGUACAACUGAGAUAGGUGUCAAAUUGCCAACUGAAACUAUCCAAAUAGAAUGUAAAGUUGUGUGUUGCAGCUUAGAUUACUAUUACAACAUUUGCAGUAUUGCAACAUUUUUUGAACUUUGUACAUUAUUUUUGUAUUUGUAUAGGGGAUUGUGUAAUACUUUGUGCCUUUCAGAUUGAAUUCAUGCUCAGCAUUCUUGGACGUUUUGAAGUUGUUCUAAUUUUCUGAAAGUCUGAAGCUCCAUCUGUCAACCUGUGGAUAACUAAUUUAUAAUAGUAUUGCUCACUGUAAAUACCUGUGUAGUUAAUUAUGUCAGAUAUUUUUAACAUUAAAACAAUUCUUUGUACAUCA